UAUCUGUUAUUAGUUUUAUCAUGCAGAUGGGACUUUUAUUUUGGUCUGGCGGUGUGACGUCAAAAACCGCGUCGCUGUCCUGCUGCAUCUGAUGUGAUUCGACUGAAGAAAGGUUUGUGUUUGUAGUCAUUUAAAGUGUUUGAAUUAAUGCAACCAUUUUAGAUAGUAUAGACAACUGUGAAUGUAUAUAUAAUAACAAGAAUGAACGUUGUUUUUGUUAGUAAAGUGUAUUUACACUUGAGUAACAGAAAAGGCUCUUCUCAUUUCGCUCCGGGCCAAUUGAACUAAAUGUAAAUAAACAAACAUGUGAAACUAAUAUAACACUCUGCUGAUGUUUAUCUGUAUAAUCUAUUAAAUGUAAUGUACAGAACAUUUAAUAAUAUAAAAUAUAGAAUUUUAAUAAUUUGUGUUCCUUUAUUGAUUUGCAAUUCUAGUUUUGAGUGUUUUUAGUCUAAUCAGAUCAUUUAAGUUAAUUAACUCUCACUCUGACUCUCUCACCAGUGUGCUGACCUACUGAACUAGAUCUGAUUGAGACACACCCAGAGAUUUAGUGUGGAUUUAUUUUUCUUUCUGUUAAUUAUUCUCAUCUUAAACAGGACAAACACACAGAAAAACUCCUGAGAUCCACAUGACACACUAUUAUAAAGAUGGCAUUUAUUAAAGAGAAAAAUGAAGAUGUAAAGAUUGAAGAAACAAUCAGUGUGAAACAAGAAGUAAAUGAAGAACAAACAGGCCUCAUGGCGCUGGGUCAAGAUCUGAAUGACAUGAAAGAGAAAGAUCUGUAUGAGAAACAGCAGAAUUUCAUAACUGAAGAAAAAUCUUUUAGUUGCUCACAGACUGAAAAGACUUCCUCUCAAAAGACAGAAACUAGCAGUAAUUUCAUCUGCAAACAGUGUGGAAAGAGUUUUUGUCAGCAUAAAAACCUUGAAGUCCACAUGGGAGUUCACACGGGAAAGAAGCCUUACACCUGCCAACAGUGUGGAAAAAGUUUCAACCAAAAAGGACACCUAACAGACCACAUGAGAGUUCACACUGGAGAGAAGCCUUUUACCUGCCAACAAUGUGGAAAAAGUUUUAAACGAAAAGGAACCCUUAAAGACCACAUGAGUGUUCAUACUGGAGAGAAGCAUUUCACCUGCCAACAAUGUGGAAAAAGUUUCAACCAUAAAGGACGACUUAAUUACCACAUGAGAGUUCACACUGGAGAGAAGUCUUACACCUGCCCUCAGUGUGGAAAAAGUUUCAAAAGAAAAGGACACUUUAAAGAUCACUUGAGAAUUCAUACAGGAGAGCUCCCUUUCACUUGCCAAGAAUGUGGAAAAAGUUUCAAACUAAAAGGAACCCUUAAAGACCACAUGAGAAUUCACACAGGAGAGAAACCCUACACAUGCCCUCAAUGUGGAAAGAGUUUCAGUCGCAAAGGACAAUUUAAAGAUCACAUUAGAAUUCACACUGGAGAGAAGCCAUUCACUUGCCAACAAUGUGGAAAAAGUUUCAACCAAAAACCAGCCCUUAACACUCACAUGAUAACCCACACUGGAGAGAAGCCUUACACCUGCCAACAGUGUAGAAAAAGUUUCAAACUAAAAGCACACCUUAAAGACCACAUGAGAAUUCACACUGGAGAGAAACCCUACACAUGCCCUCAGUGUGGAAAAAGUUUCAACCAACCAGGAACCCUUAACAUGCACAUGAGAAUUCACACUGGAGAGAAUCCGUUCGUAUGUGAUCGAUGUGGAAAGAGUUUUAGAUAUAAAGUUACCUUAAAGUACCACAUGAGCCUUCACUUGUUGAUUUCUAUGCAGACAGGACUUUUAUUUUGGUGUGGCUGUGUGACCUCAAAAAAACUGCGUCGCACUCCUGCUGCAUCUGAUGUGAUUCGACUGAAGAAAGACCUGAUGGUGCUGAGAGAGGAGAGUCAAGUUCUGAAUGACAUGAAAGAGAAAGAUCUGAAUGAGAAACAGCAUGAUUUCAAAAUUGAAGAAAAAUCUUUUAGUUGCUCACAGACUGAAAAGACUUCUUUGCAAAAAAGAGCUCAAAAUACAGAAACUAGCAGUCAAUUCAUCUGCAAACAGUGUGGAAAGAGCUUCUGUCAACAUAAAAACCUUGAAGUCCACAUGGGAGUUCACACCGGAGAGAAACUCUACACAUGCUCUCAGUGUGGAAAAAGUUUCAACCAUAAAGGACACCUUAAAGUCCACAUGGAAGUUCACACUGGAGAUAAGCCUUUCACCUGCCAACAAUGUGGGAAAACUUUCAAAUGUAAAGACAACCUUAAAGUCCAUAUGAUAGUUCACACUGAAGAGAAGCCUUUCACUUGCCCUCAGUGUGGAAAAAGUUUCAAACGAAGAGGAACCCUUAAAGACCACUUGAGAAUUCAUACAGGAGAGCUCCCUUUCUCAUGCCAACAAUGUGGAAAACGUUUCAAAAUGACAGGACACCUUAAAGACCACAUGAGAGUUCACACUGGAGAGAAACCCUACACAUGCCCUCAGUGUGGAAAGAGUUUUGGUUACAAAGGACAAUUUAAAGACCACAUAAGAAUUCACACUGGAGAGAAACCCUACAUAUGCCAACAAUGUGGAAAGAGUUUCAACCAACCAGGAAUCCUUAACACACACAUGAGAACUCACACUGGAGAGAAACUCUACACAUGUUCUCAGUGUGGAAAAAGUUUCAACCAUAAAGGACACCUUAAUGUCCACAUGGAAGUUCACACUGGAGAGAAGCCUUUCACUUGCCAACAAUGUGGAAAAAGUUUCAAACGUAAAGUCUACCUUAAAGGCCAUAUGAUAGUUCACACUGAAGAGAAGUCUUACACCUGCCCUCAGUGUGGAAAAACGUUUCAAACGAAGCGGAAACCUUAAAAACCAUAUGAAAAUUCACACAGGAGAGCUCCCUUUCUCCUGCCAACAAUGUGGAAAAAGUUUCAAACUAAAAGGAAUCCUUAAAGACCACAUGAGAGUUCACACUGGAGAGAAACCCUACACAUGCCCUCAGUGUGGAAAGAGUUUCAGUAACAAAAAACAAUUUAAAGCCCACAUAAGAAUUCACACUGGAGAGAAACCCUACAAGUGCCCUGACUGUGGAAAGAGUUUUGGUCACAAAGGACAAUUUAAAGAUCACAUGAGAAUUCACACUGGAGAGAAUUCGUUCAUAUGUGAUCUAUGUGGAAAGAGUUUUAAAUAUAAAGGAACCUUAAAGUACCACAUGGGCCUUCACUCAAGGUUCACAUAAGAGUUUUGUUAUAGAGAGGACUUGUCCAGCACUGAAAGCCCUGAUAUACUCACUGCAAAGUUCUUUUCCAGUCUUUGCUUAGUAGUAGCAGACUGAAGUGAACAUCUCAAGUGUUGCAUUUGAAUGAAUAUGCAAAUAUGCACUGUGCAUUUUCCUUUUAGUAACAAAAUAAAUGCGGUGGGAAAAGUGUGAAAGCCUUGUUUGCAGCAUAUCUGCAAUUCUCCCCAGUCACGUCACAUACACAAUUAUACUGAUUGAUUUAAAUCAAGCAGCUUUAUAGUAUGAACAUGAAAAAAACAGAUAUAGUGUUACUUUCAAUAGAAUUACAACUUCAAUUUCUACUAUGAAGCAGCCCUAAAAAAGUUGGAGCCCUAAAGCACACCUACCUAUUACAUAAUCACCACUGACCAAUAGUAGUUUGACCUGCCAGUGUCUACCCACCAGAACUUUUAGGAAAGUUUUGAACACCAAACAAACUUUAUUUUGGCCUGAUUUUGUUCUAAAUGACAUCUCACUAUUUUUUUUCUUCGAUUUCUCUUGAAGUGUAUCGAAAUGUAUUGAAAUGAUUGAAAUGUAACAUUUAUUACAUUUCUGGAGGUUAACAAAAUAGAGCAAUUUCAAUAAUCACUUAUGUAUUGGCUCUGGAGGAAAACAUCUUAAUUUUGCUCAGUGUUAUUAAAAAAAAUACAGUUACACAUGAAAGUCAUGCAAAUGUUCAACCCUAUUAAUGUUUUUUUUGAUGUCAUUACUCACAGAAAUACCAAUUUUUACAUGUGAACUGCAAGCCAAGUACUAAUAAAUGCAAUGGAACAUG
Molecule: messenger RNA, 4051 nt
Organism: Megalobrama amblycephala (Wuchang bream)
Lineage: Eukaryota; Metazoa; Chordata; Actinopteri; Cypriniformes; Xenocyprididae
Product: zinc finger protein 850-like
Exons: 4
Coding region: 648-2867 (739 amino acids)
Biological process (GO): regulation of transcription by RNA polymerase II
Cellular component (GO): nucleus
Molecular function (GO): RNA polymerase II cis-regulatory region sequence-specific DNA binding; DNA-binding transcription activator activity, RNA polymerase II-specific
Source: RefSeq, a predicted model, not a curated record